Molecule: messenger RNA, 5211 nt
Organism: Anguilla rostrata (American eel)
Lineage: Eukaryota; Metazoa; Chordata; Actinopteri; Anguilliformes; Anguillidae
Product: natural resistance-associated macrophage protein 2-like
Exons: 17
Coding region: 330-2027 (565 amino acids)
Biological process (GO): metal ion transport
Cellular component (GO): plasma membrane
Molecular function (GO): iron ion transmembrane transporter activity; cadmium ion transmembrane transporter activity; manganese ion transmembrane transporter activity
Source: RefSeq, a predicted model, not a curated record
UUAAUCAGCAGUCUUGUGUGCGUUCUCACUACUUUUUUAUUGACAUAUCUGAGCAACCAAUAAUGGGAGAGGGGGGUGUGUUUGAAGAGCCGCGUUACAUUUUUACUGUCCGGUUAUAUGUGCAUGCAGGCAUGGUGGAAGGCGAUGUGUCACGUAGUAGUAGCUAGUUACUGGACAUUUGGUAAAUUAUUCAUGCGAUUUUGGAAUCGUUUAUCAUUUCACCAUUGACAAUUGAAUUGUUAUCUAUUCAUGCCCAGGAAGCGCUGCUAGGCAGGGCGUCCGCCCCCAGGAACAUUACCGUCUGCCCCCUGCCCCCCCCCCCCAGUGCCAUGGCAACAGAGCAGGAAGUGGAGCUGUCGGAAGAUAGUCUUUCUCAGGAGAAUGGCAUCUGGUCCACACACUUACAGAAUGAUGAAACUCCGCCCCCAGGCCACUCAGAAUCUCCAAAUCAGCUCUUCUCCACCUACUUUGAGGAGAAGGUCCCCAUUCCAGAGGAGAGCAGUGGGACGGGGUUCAGUUUUCGGAAGCUGUGGGCGUUCACCGGACCCGGGUUCCUGAUGAGCAUCGCCUAUCUGGACCCGGGGAACAUCGAGUCGGACCUGCAGUCCGGGGCCAAGGCCGAGUUCAAGCUCCUGUGGGUGCUCCUGGUGUCCACCGUCAUCGGGCUCCUGCUGCAGCGGCUGGCGGCCCGGCUGGGCGUGGUCACGGCCAUGCACCUGGCCGAGAUGUGCAAUCGGCAGUACCGCGCCGUGCCGCGCAUAAUCCUGUGGCUGAUGGUGGAGCUGGCCAUCAUUGGCUCCGACAUGCAGGAGGUCAUCGGCUGCGCCAUCGCCUUCAGCCUCCUCUCCGCUGGCAGGAUCCCGCUGUGGGGAGGCGUCCUCAUCACCAUCAUCGAUACCUUCGUCUUCCUGUUCCUGGACAAGUACGGUCUCAGGAAGCUGGAGGCCUUUUUCGGUUUUCUCAUCACAAUCAUGGCCAUCACCUUUGGAUAUGAGUACGUGACGGUGAGGCCGGACCAGGGGAAGCUGCUGACGGGCAUGUUCGUGCCGUACUGCCAGGGCUGCGGCCCCGUGCAGCUGCAGCAGGCCGUGGGCGUCGUGGGCGCCGUCAUCAUGCCGCACAACAUCUACCUGCACUCUGCGCUCGUCAAGUCCCGGGAGAUCGACCGCUCCUGCAAGGAGAAGGUGAAGGAGGCCAACAAGUACUUCUUCAUCGAGUCGGCCAUCGCCCUGUUCCUCUCCUUCCUCAUCAACGUCUUCGUGGUGGCCGUGUUUGCCGAGGCCAUCUUCGGACGCAGGAAUUCUGAAGUGAACGAAAUCUGCAACCAGACGGGCGGUCUGCACAUGGACCUGUUCCCCCAGAAUAACGAGACGCUGCAGGUGGACAUCUACAAAGGGGGCUUGGUGCUGGGCUGUUUCUUCGGGCCGGCGGCGCUGUACAUUUGGGCGGUGGGGAUCCUGGCGGCGGGGCAGAGCUCCACCAUGACGGGGACGUACUCGGGGCAGUUUGUGAUGGAGGGUUUUCUGAAUCUGCGCUGGUCCCGUUUCGCCAGAGUGCUGCUCACCCGCUCCAUCGCCAUCACCCCCACCCUGCUGGUGGCCAUCUUUCAGGAUGUACAGCACCUGACCGGGAUGAAUGACUUCCUCAACGUGCUGCAGAGCAUGCAGUUGCCUUUUGCUUUGAUCCCGAUCCUGACGUUCACCAGCCUGCCCUCCGUGAUGGGUGAAUUCGCCAACGGCCUAGUGUGGAAGAUCGGGGGCGGCGUGGUCGUCCUGGUGGUCUGCGCCAUCAACAUGUACUUUGUGGUGGUGUACGUCUCCGCGCUGGACAGCGCGUGGCUGUACGUGCUGGCCGCCUUCCUCUCCGUCGCCUACCUGGGCUUCGUGGGCUACCUGGCCUGGCUGUGUCUGAUUGCCCUGGGUGUUUCCUGUGUGGACAUCAGUGGCAGGGUGUGUUGGGGUCUGGGGAGACACACGGAAACGCACCUGCUGAACGACAUGGAUGGCAGCGGGCCUGCGGAAAGGUAGAAGGAAGUCUGGGGCAGCGAAGGAGAGAAGAAAAGAAGGGAGGAAGAGACGAGAAGAAAGCUCUCCGUCAUGCUGCUCUACUUGAUUGUACCUUUAUCACCAAGCGUACGCAGCCUCUGUCAUUAUACCCUUUCCCACUGUAGAGCUGAACCAGGCUGGCUCAUUAUAGCCCUUUCCCACUGUAGAGCUAAACCAGGCUGGCUCAUUUUACCCUUUCCCACUGUAGAGCUAAACCAGGCUGGCUCAUUUUACCCUUUCCCACUGUAGAGCUAAACCAGGCUGGCUCAUUUUACCCUUUCCCACUGUAGAGCUAAACCAGGCCGGCUCAUUAUACCCCUUUCCCACUGUAGAGCUGAACCAGGCUGGCUCAUUAUAGCCCUUUCCCACUGUAGAGCUGAACCAGGCCGGCUCAUUAUACCCCUUUCCCACUGUAGAGCUGAACCAGGCUGGCUCAUUAUAGCCCUUUCCCACUGUAGAGCUGAACCAGGCUGGCUCAUUAUAGCCCUUUCCCACUGUAGAGCUGAACCAGGCCGGCUCAUUAUACCCCUUUCCCACUGUAGAGCUGAACCAGGCUGGCUCAUUAUAGCCCUUUCCCACUGUAGAGCUGAACCAGGCCGGCUCAUUAUAGCCCUUUCUCACUGUAGAGCUUCUGAAGGUCCUUACACCUGUUACCGUGAUGAUACCUCACAAGGACAUGAAAAAACGCUCUUACAUUUUUAAUAACAUUUUUACUGUUUCACUACUGCACAGAGACUUAUGUGACAGACCCUAUGCAGUGUGAUAAUACGUGCGAGUACUGAAGGUGAUAAUUAUCUGCUGCUCUACACUGCCCCGUGUGGCAGGGCUAGUAGUGCUUCUCUGUGAAAGCUGAUUUACUCAUGAAGCAUGAAUUCACUGGACUGGCUAUCGCAUAGACGUCAGACUAUUCUGCGAUAGGACUUAUGCUGCUGCCUUCUGUGGGUUUCAAACCCCCACAAGAGUACAGUAAGAACCUCUGCAACUGUACGGACUACAUUCCUCACUGUGAACAAUUUUAACUCAUUUGGAAAAAGAUGCAGUCUCCUAUGGGGGGUAACAUCAUUGUCCAUAGUGGGCCAGUGUACACAUUUUGUUCCUACUUCCAAAUCAGCGUGUUUUGGUUCACUGGUCCUGCAGGCAGGAACUUCACCCGACCCCUUGUCGAUCACGCCCCUCCACAUCCGUCACCCUGACGAUGAGCACCGAUAACCCAGACCCCCGAAGCGUAGCUCAGUGCGACAGAUGGCCAUAUAGAUGGUGUGCACAGCAAGUCCUCGCUCUUCGGCCUCACCCAGUUCCAUAUAUAGCGGAAGUGACAUCACAUGAAAUCAGCCAAUAAGCACCAUGGCUCAUUCAGGCCAUUUUCACUCACUCCGUAAACAUGGUAUAAUUAACACUUUCAGCUCUGGUCACCUGCUGCUCCUUCUCACUCUGCAGCCCCCCAGCUGAGCUGCGCAGUCACUCUUCAGCCCCCCAAGCUGAGCUGCGCAGUCACUCUGCAGCCCCCCAAGCUGAGCUGCGCAGUCACUCUGCAGUCAGGAUUCAAUAUCAAAGCACAGGGCUGUGACCCCACCGAUGGGAGGCUCAGCCCUUUAAGACACUGUUCUAGUGCAUGGCUGGGUUCCAUGGUCUGUUAUCUGUUAAGGCCCUGUUCUAGUGCAUGGAUGGGCCCCACAGUUCGGUAUCUAUUAAGGCUCUAUUCUAGUGCAUGGAUGAGCCCCAAGUCCAAUAUUAGUUAAGGCACAGUUCUAGUGCAUGGAUGGGCCCCACAGUCUGGUAUUUAUUAAGGCUCUAUUCUAGUGCAUGGAUGGGCCCCACAGUCUAGUAUUAGUUAAGGUUCUGUUCGAGGGCGUGGAUGGGCCCCACAGUCUGGUAUUUAUUAAGGCUCUAUUCUAGUGCAUAGAUGGGCCCUCUGUUCUGAUAUUGAAUCUGAAUGGUACCAGUGCUGUCUGUAGCUGGAAGCCCCAGCGGGUGAUGUUUAAUUGGCCCUAGUGUCACCCAGGAUGGGGGGGUUUCAGCGUCUCAUCGCGCGCUGUCGCCCCCUGCUGGUCGACCGGGUGUCUGUGUCCCUCGUGCCUUCAUUACUGUGGAUUUACAUAAAUCACAUCUUUAUCACAAAAAAUGAAUGACACGUUCAUUGAUAAAUGUGAUCUAGGAGAAGUAAAUGACAACCAUAAGCCAUGUAUAGUUUAUAUAUCAUUUGGAACUGAGAUAAAGAUAAUCUAUAAUGAGUAUUUUUGCGUAAAUUUAAUUUCUCUAUUGCUUUAAAAUCCCAACAAGGUUCUGGGUAAUAUUUUACCCAGGCUAACCGUUUCACGGGGGCUAAUAAGUCAACAGAACACAAGGGUUAGUAAUCCUAUAGAGAACAGGCUUGGGGACAUUAACUGUGUCUAAAAAACGAGGCCGUUGUUAAAUAAAGCCUGGCAGGGCACAUUAACAUGGCCGUGUGUUUUCAGAGUCUGCUUGGCCUUCGUUAAUGAGCUGUGAUCAUUUAGUUAAAAAGGUAAGGCCUUAAGUUUCAUAGUGGUACAAUACAAGGUAUUUAUGAGCAACCUUUCCCCCCAAAAGAACAACCAAUGAAAUGAAAAUGUAUUUUUGCAGCAGAAAUGUGUGUGUGUGUGUGUGUGUGUGAUGUUAAGGACCUAUGACUAUGAAAGUUAGCGAAGUACUAUAAAUGUAUUGUAUGACUAAUCCAUUAAUUCCUUAUAGUUUUUAUGAAUGGUGUAAUUUGUUCCGAUGUACCUCUGCAGAAAAUGUGUGUGUUUAUUUGUGAACACAAUGCAUUUUAUACUAGUUUGAUUCUUUAUUACAUUAAACAAUGACAAAGGUAACAUGACCUUUAGUCUGGGGUUCUACCUCACCCUGGGGUGAGUGCGCUGGUGUGGAGUGUCUGUAUGAACCUUUGAACUGUGCAGUAAUUUUACACUGACUCAUAUUUUUGUCAUAAUUGUAAAAGGAAGGAGUUCUUUCUUGUUUUACAACAACAAUGUUAGGUCUUUUUUUACACCAUAGACAAUUUAUUUAAAAAAUGUUUUAAAAAAUGAAUGGAGAAAUUGAAAUGCAAUCAGUCUGUAUUAAAUGAGAAAAUCAAACUUUAUUCCUCUCCUCAGGUUCUUGUUCUUUAGUUUAGUUUCAUUUGAAGGAUAAAAUAAAGAUUAAGAAGCAA